UUUGUCGGAUGAAAAGUCAACAGUUUCGAGGAGUGCGCGUCCACAAAGUGCCGCACUGUUCUCUAUCUGGCUGCAGCCGGGUUGGCCACGCCCCCCCCCCUCUCUGCGCGGCACGUUGGUGUCGUCAUCACGCAGGAUUCCACGCACGCAUUGCGUCGAUGUUUUUGCAAACUAGAAAAUAAAAACAUUUGGUCAGGUACUUUUGGAUAAUAUUAAUUUAAGGUAGGGUCGUUUUUACGUAGUUUAAUACGCUCUAUUUCUGAUGGUUCAGGAAUUUAAUGAUAAUAUAAGUUUUAAGAUGGUGCCGCAACUGUUGCAAACUAAAGCUGACAUCUACCGCCAUCACGUGGACGUAAUAUGCAACUACAGGUAUCCAAAAAAGACACAUACACUUGCUGGGUCCAUCUUUGUUUUAAUUCAUUUAAACACAGAUUUAGUCAAACUUAGAAAGACUUUGAUUCCUGUAAUAGCAGCACCAUUGCCCAAGUGUUUUCCUAUCAUGUAAAUGAUAUCUGUCGUCCUAUUGGGCUACACUCAGAAGGCAGGGCCCACCGACAAGCAGGUUCUGCAACUGUUGAAACCAGAAUUGUGUUUCACUUGUUCAACAUUAGUUCUCGAAGAAGGACUCACAUGACUUUGCUAUUUAACAGCUCCGGGAAUGGAGUAAAGGAGUUUUGCUUUCGAAGGCAACGACCUACUGCAGCUGCACCGCAGCCUCCCAAUGCCAUGACACACUGGUAGUACUUGAGGUCGGUUGACAUGGGGACCUUUGCCCUUCAUGCGCUUCUGCUCCUCGCGCUCUGCUGCUCGGCAGGAAAAUGUGAGCUGCAGGAAUCUGAAACUUCAGCGCAGACGGACUCCCCCGGUGUCGAUCCUUUCAUGAGCGGACCGGAUGAGCCCCAGGCCUCCCCCGUCGAGGACAGGGCCAACCUCCCGGUCUUCACCAUGGACUACCCUCGGAUCCAGGUCCCCUUUGAGUUCACAAUGUGGGUGCUGCUGGCCUCUUUUGCCAAAAUUGGUUUCAACAUUUACCAUAAAAUCACCAUCUGGAUCCCGGAGUCCUGCCUGCUGAUUUCCAUCGGCCUCAUCGUGGGCGCCAUCAUGCACUCGGUCAAAGAGGAGCCCCCCGCUGUCCUCAACUCCAACGUCUUCUUCCUCUACAUGCUGCCGCUCAUCGUCCUCGACAGCGGCUACUUCAUGCCCACGAGGCCGUUCUUCGAGAACGUGGGCACGGUGCUGUGGUACGCCGUGGUGGGAACCCUGUGGAACAGCAUUGGCAUCGGGAUCUCCCUCUUCGCCAUCUGCCAGUUCGAGGUGUUUGGAGUCCAAGACAUCAACCUGCAGGAGAACUUGCUGUUUGCCUCCAUCGUCUCGACCGUGGACCCCGUGGCGGCUCUCAAUGUGUUUGACGACAUCGGAGUCAAUGAGCAGACGUACAUCAUCAUAUUUGGAGAAGGACUCUUCAACGACGCCGUCACUGUGGUGCUCUACAACAUGUUCACCUUCCUGGCCGCGCUGCCCGUCGUCGAGUCCACCGACGUGUUCCUGGGGACGGCCCAGUUCCUGGUGGUGGCGGCCGGAGGCGUCCUCUUCGGCCUCGUGUUUGGAUUCGUGGCCGCGUUCACCACGCGCUUCACCCACGGCGUGCGUCAGAUCGAGCCCCUCUUCGUCUUCCUGUACAGCUACCUGGCGUACCUGGUGGCCGAGUGCUUCGCCAUCUCCAGCGUGAUGGCCCUCAUAACGUGCGCCAUCACCAUGAAGUACUACGUGGAGGAGAACGUUUCCCAGAGCUCCUGCACCACCAUCCGCCACGUGGUCAAGAUGCUGGCCACCAUCUCCGAAACCCUCAUCUUCUUCUUCCUGGGCGUCGUCACCAUAACGACGGAGCACGAGUGGAACUGGGCCUACAUCCUGUUCACGCUGCUGUUCGCCUUCGUCUGGAGAGGGAUCGGCAUGCUGGUUCUGACCCAGAUCAUCAAUCCGUUCCGAACCGUCCCGCUCAACUUCACGGACCAGUUCGGCCUCGCCUACGGGGGCCUGCGGGGGGCGAUCUGCUUCGCCCUGGUCUUCACCUUACCCGAUAGCAUCAACAGGAAGGACCUGUUUGUCACAGCCUCCAUCGCCGUCAUCACAUUCACCGUUUUCAUUCAGGGCAUCAGCAUCCGUCCAAUAUUAGAAUAUAUGAACAUCAGGAAAACCAACAAGGACGUGGACACCAUCAACGUGGAGAUUCACACCAGGACGAUGGAGCACGUCCUCAGUGGUGUUGAGGACUUGUGUGGACAAUGGAGCCACUAUUACUGGAAAGACAAGUUCAAGAAGUUCAACGACCGCGUUCUGAGGCGCAUCCUGCUCCGGCACAACAGGGCCGAGUCCAGCAUCGUGUCUCUGUACAAGAGGCUGGAGCUGCAGAGCGCCAUCGGGUUGCUGGACUCGCCGAUGGGAGACCUCGGCGCGGCGCCCUCGCUCCUUCCUCUGCACGACGAGAGGAAGGAGGCGACUCGCCCCAAGAAGAAGUUCCUGGCUGCUGACGUGAGGAAGAUGCACCACAUCCUGUCAAAGAACAUGUACAACAUCCGACAGAAGACAAUGGCCUACACCAACAAAUACGAUCUGCCCGACGACAGCCAGAACCGGGAGAUCCUGAUCUGCCGCCACGCCAGCGUCAGACGCAGCCUCCGUGCCGCCAGUUUCCGCCAGCCGCCUUCACAGCACAUCCCCAGGUCUCAGAAGUACUUCUCCCUGCAGCCGGGGACGGCCCUCCGUCCACCGAGUCGCGGUGGAGACGUGCAACAUCGCUCGGCGCCGCCCUCACGCUCCCCGUGCCGCUCUCCUGUCCCGCUGGAGAGGUUGGACACCAUCGAGGGGACCGGGAGGGCCUCCUCCCGACCGUCCUCACCACCUCCUGGGCCGGACGCUUGGGACCACAGGGGUCCCAGAGGUCCGGAGGGUUCGGGCUUCGGGGGCAGGAAGGCCCCAGGGAGGAGUCAUUCGGAUCGGCCGGACGAAGGGGAACCGGAGGACCGGGACGGAAGAGAACACGAGACACUACUAUGGGACUCCCCGCGGGGGGGCGGAGGCCCAGGGAGUGGAUGAUUGGAAGUAUUAAUGACUUUUAUAAACAUUUGUUCAUGGCUGCAGGGGUGUUAUUUCUACCUCCUCGGAUCUCUUCAAGGGCAGGAAGUGAAGCGUCUCAACCUGCUGACACAAUAAAACAGGAAAUGACUAACAAGAGGUAGUUAUCCUACAGUUGCUCUGACAACAAUAGAGAUCGAUGCAUAAGAGUACUGUUUAUUAUGCUCCACAGUAUACAUGCACUACCUGAGAGCGACUGCCAGACUGUUCCUUGUUAUUUAAUUUAAUUUAACGUUGGUGCCACAGUAGCAUAAGAGCUUUGUGGUGUAUUUGUACAUUAAACACAACAGGAUGUAAUUCAGCUACCAGGUGCAUUUGGACGCAGUUAUGAACUCUACACCGGAGCAUUUGAAACAAGACCCACAGACCAUGAAGGUCUGCUCUCGUUUGCUUUAAUUCCCUCUUCUAUUGGUCUGCUCGAGGCUCCACGUCUCCUCUCAAAGUUUACAUCUUUAAAUGUUUUUAUCUGCUCAGCAGAGAGACAAGGAAUCGAUUCUUCUGUACAGCGCUGUGGGGAAGAAGGUUAUUUCUUCACUUUCUGCACAACAAUUUAGUUAGCAACGAAAGAAAUAUCUUCUUAUAAGUAGUUUUGAUCAUUAAGAUUCAUCUCUAUAUUUUAAGGAAACACGUAUAAACUAAAUAAGGCACAUUGCUGCUCUGAAAUAAGAAAAUAUAGACUUUUUUUACAGUGUACUGGGGAAUGCAGGAAAUGAAAACAUGAUGUAUGUCUUGGCAUUUAUUUUGCAAAUUGUGUAGAUUAGCUAACAAAGAGCAGAUAAUAUUUUUUCCUGAAUUUAUUGGAGUGUAAACUCUCACUUCCUGCACAGUCGCUCCAAUCAAAGAUGUUCCACUGUGAUUGUUGCAUUUAAUUAUUUUGUGAAAAUCACCACAGUAUGAAAUUAACUAUUAUUUAUACUGAGGAGAAAAAAAUAACUCGUGAUUAAUACACAAAUUUGGAAUAUGACCAUUAGUGGAACUUAUUUAGAUAAAUUAGUUAGAUAAGCAGAGUGUUGUUGCAGCAACAUUUUCCUUAAAUCUGUUCACUUCUCCACAGUCAGAUUUUUAAAAUAAAUCUUCUAUUUGAGCAUAAUGGAUUAGAUAGAGUCUCACUUAAAGUUCUGCAGUUUUAAAUAACAAAUAAAUUAACAUAAAGUACCACUUAGAAAUGUCCCGCAUGAAGCUAAUCAUCAGAUUAAUUUUGAAGAGAAUAACUUUAAAUGCUGCAUUAGCAAUGUUAUUUUACCCCGUUUGUACAUAUUACCUCUAAUUAAUAGCUUUACUACAUGUAAAUAACACAGAACCUAAUGAGUUUAUUUGAAUAAGUUGCAUGUACCAUAUAAUAAACUCAAUUACAGAAUUAAAGAAAAAGACAAAGGACAGUAAGUACACAAUAUCUGUCAAACAAUAAUAAUGAAACAAUAAUAGUUCAUCAGCACGAACAUGAGAAAUGGCGAAAUAAAAAAGUUGCUAUUGUUCAUCUCAGAAUAUAUUGAACAAAAAAUCCACCAAAAAAUCCUAAUUCCUAAAAUGUAUUUGUGGUUAUUUCCACACUUUAAAGGAUCCAUAUUAAUAUAAAAGUGCUUUUUUUAAAUCAAAGAGCAGGUAGAAGUGCUUUUUAUAUACAUACAAAUACAUACAAUACAUAGACGUGUUCAACGUCAACAUUCUGUGUCUCAUUUUAUUUUACCGGCUGACAGGAAGUCAACAUGGAACAAAGCUGUUGCCUAGCAACACAAUCCUUUUAAAACAGCCUAGAGCAGAGCUAGCAUGAGGAAAUGUAAACAUGUUCUGGUAAAAAACAAAAACAAACAAACAAACAAUCAAUCAGCUCCAUACAAAUCAAUAAAGGUGUGAAAAUAGAAUAAUGGAAA
Messenger RNA from Gasterosteus aculeatus aculeatus (three-spined stickleback), 5006 nucleotides. Its product is annotated as sodium/hydrogen exchanger 2. Gene Ontology annotation, cellular component: plasma membrane. Lineage: Eukaryota; Metazoa; Chordata; Actinopteri; Perciformes; Gasterosteidae. Gene Ontology annotation, biological process: proton transmembrane transport; regulation of intracellular pH; potassium ion transmembrane transport. The record is from RefSeq and is a predicted model, not a curated record. Gene Ontology annotation, molecular function: sodium:proton antiporter activity; potassium:proton antiporter activity.